This is a messenger RNA of Chelmon rostratus (copperband butterflyfish), 4989 nucleotides long. It is a transcript of the gene kctd17, whose product is annotated as potassium channel tetramerization domain containing 17. The record is from RefSeq and is a predicted model, not a curated record. The transcript is spliced from 7 exons. Gene Ontology annotation, molecular function: cullin family protein binding. Bases 78 to 1007 code for a protein of 309 amino acids. NCBI's taxonomy places the organism in Eukaryota, Metazoa, Chordata, Actinopteri, Chaetodontiformes, Chaetodontidae. Gene Ontology annotation, biological process: protein homooligomerization; proteasome-mediated ubiquitin-dependent protein catabolic process. Gene Ontology annotation, cellular component: cytoplasm; Cul3-RING ubiquitin ligase complex.
CGAGAGAAAAAGCCGAGGCAGCAGCGGACGCGGACGGACGCCCUCGCUCGUCUACACCCAGUCUCCAACAGCUCCAAAUGGCAACGACGGCGGACGACCAGCGGGAACCGGCGGACGUCGCUGCGCCGUCGCCGCACCACGGCUGCCACCACCACAACAGCAACAACAACAAUAACAACAACAACAACAACAAAGACAGCGAGGCGGGAGAGAGCGCGACCUCCGCCACCGCCAGCGCGACAGAACCCGGCGGGACGGCGUCGCAGAGCAUCGGUAACGGCUCGGUCAUCAACCCCGCCGGGGGUAACAACGGGAAGUGGGUAAGGCUGAACGUCGGCGGCACGGUGUUCCUCACGACGCGGCAGACCCUCCUGAAGGAGCAAACUUCGUUCCUGUACCGGCUGUGCCAGCAGCAGGACCUGCACUCAGACACGGACGAGACAGGAGCUUAUGUGAUUGACAGAGACCCGACCUACUUCGGUCCCAUUCUCAACUACUUGCGACAUGGCAAACUGGUCUACAAUAAGGAGCUGGCUGAAGAAGGUGUCCUGGAGGAGGCUGAGUUUUACAACAUCACCCCACUGAUCAAACUGAUCAAGGAGAGGAUCGUGGAGAGGGACUCCAAAGCCACGCAGCAGGUGCCCCCCAAGCAUGUCUACCGAGUGUUGCAGUGCCAGGAGGAGGAGCUGACCCAGAUGGUCUCCACGAUGUCGGACGGCUGGAAGUUUGAGCAGGUCAGCGUGCGCGCCUGCAGAAAGCCCCGCACCGGACUGCUCUGGACUAUGGUGAACAUCGGCUCGUCGUACAGCUACGGAACAGAGGACCAGGCCGAGUUCCUGUGUGUCGUAUCCAAGGAGCUCCACACUCCUGGAUCUGGACUGGGUACUGAGCAGAGCCACAAAACCAAGCCGGCCGAGAUGCAGGAGGAGGAAGCCGCGAAGGAUGAGGAGGAGGAGGAGGAGGAGGGAGGGAGAGAUACCACGCCAAAUGAGUGGCUUAGAGAAUGAGGGAGUCAUGUUUCUUUGUUCCCAAGAGAAGCGGGAAUGGCUUUUCCAGAUCCAUGGGUCCCGGAUGUAGAAAUCCCAAGAAUUUAAGUUAUUUUUUUCUAGGCUUAUUCUAACAUUCUGUUCAUGGUGUACGUGUGUGUUUCGUCAAUGGACAGUCAUCGAAACAGAUUUGUAGCAUUCCUAUCAGCGCAUUGCAAAAUGCCAGUUAGAAAGAUUACCAAAUGACCAAAAAGAAAGAAAAUUUAAGUCUCACAGUCAGUCGCAGCAAUAUCUUCAAAAGUAUUUUUCAGUCAAACGAAUUCUAAUAAUAGAAAUGAUCAUUUGUUGGUGUGUGCAAACGUUAUAUUGCCAAGGAAAGUAGUGGACCUUAGUAAAUUAUAACCAAAGAUCCAGAUUAAAGCUGGCCGAUCCAAGGUGCUCAACCAAAAUGUGACAGAGACUAUAAAAUCUGAUAUUGUCUUCGUUACCCAGUGAGGAGCUGCUGUUGCAUCACUAUAAUCUGACACAGGGCGAACGGCGUGUGCAGGGCUGUGCACUUUUAGAUUAUCACUUUUCCUAAUGUUGACACAGAUGGCAUGGAGGCAUUAGCCUAAACAAUUCAGAAUUUACUAUCAUUCCAACGUUGGAUGCUGUUGUUACCCCAAGAUUUGUACUGAAGACCAUUGGGCCAAAUGGGUUAACACUGGUUGAUCUUACUGUACACAGACUCCACAGCCUGUGUAGGCAAGGCGAGAGCAGAUGUUGGGAGUGUGCACUGCAUGCAGAGCGUUCAGAUGGCCCAAGGUGCACCUUUGGUUUUGAGUCGCUUCUGUCACACUGAUCUCAGUUUACCUGCUUGCAGGCCUAAGUAUUUGCUCUCAAUGUGAACGUGGGUUAUCAUUGGUUUGAUCUCAUAGUAUUAGAUGUUAGUUAAGCCAUUUAUUGGUUGGGUUGGCUUUAAAUUGACAGAUGGUGUAGCUGGAGACAGAUGAGGGCAGGUGUUGGUGUGGGAUACAGUGUGUAUCGCAUUAUUUACAGGUCAUAUUACAGAGGUUUCAACUGGCCACAGCAAGACUGUCAGAGACUGAAGCAGUCACUGUCCAACAGAGCUCAAAGCACACACACACACACAGCGCUCUCCGUCUUCCCCUGCACCAACACCCUGUCAUGUGUGCUGAUACACACCUGCAUCACCUCGUGCCGGUGCAUGCUCAGCAGCAGCGUCGCCUCGGUCCGUCGCCCUGGCCGGGAUCCAGAGCCAGCUUUGGCCCCAGCUGACAGCGCUGUUGCCGUGAGUUACGAAAGGCUGUAACAGAGAGUCACAGAGAAGGGGAGAGGGAGGGAGAUCCAAAUGAGGAGGCGAGGGUGAGACAGGAGAGCGAGGUGCGUCUCCGUUUUGUAGUAGUGAGAGUCACGUGAUGUCUCCCGUCGUUGUCUUUGUUUGUUUAAGGACGGAGCAGCACUGAAGUCGUGCCGCCUGCUCUCACAGUGAGCAGAUCUGCCGCAGUGCAGGUGCAUGAUUGAAAAGAAUUUUAAGAAGCAGUCGGAUCACACAUGACUUUUAUCAACCUCUAUUGGCAACUUGUAGGAACUGCACCACAGAUCAAACGUGCAUCCCCUGCACAAGUGUGUGGCACAACCCCUGACAGUAGCUUCUAGAAUGCUGUGUUACGAAAUAGAUUAAUUUUUUAGGUGUGUUUCAGCAAAUAUACCUGCCAUAAGUUUUUGACAGCACAUUUACUGGUGAACACGGGGGUGUAGUUGUUAAAUGCUGGACCGUAAAGGGUUAUAUAUAACUUUAAAACAAAAACAACAGCGCGUUCGGUUUUUAUGAGCAGGUCAUACUAUGUGUACAUAUAUACGUUCAGCCUAGAAUAUGUCUGCAAUAGCUUACUAAAAAGAUGUUGAAGGUAGGCACUAAUCAUUAAAAUAAUUGAGUUCAUCCACUGGGAUGGGACUGAACAGAAAAGGGAAAAGAAGAGUAACCACACGAAGUUAUCUGGAUAAGCUUGUUAGCCUAGUUCACAUUCCAAAUCCAAGUUAGCUAUAGAGCGAACAGCUGUGAAGAGAAGAUGGUUACCAGCAAUCCAACAUCCUGUACGACAUGUUGAUGAAGUGGUGGAACGAUAAGUCUGAUUUUUGUGCUAACGCCACUUAAACAUUCAGCCGCAGAGUAAAACACAUUUGGUGGGAUGCAUUCAUAUUUAUUCAUUCAGAUUUACACUUUUUGAUGGACUUUGUUAUUCUAAAGAUCUAAACCAUCACUAGACUUACGCCUUUUGUUUGUCAUUGAAGCUAUCCUGCUUAACUGUGAAGAACUGCAGUCCAGUCCGGCACACUGAGGUUUACCUCAAGCAGAGAGAUUAUUUCUGCCUCUAAGAUUUCUGCAGCCAUAUGGAGCAUUGGCCGUCAGCAGCUUAUGUCUGACCCCCCCCUGCUGUUUAGCUCCUGUGUAUCACUGACUGACCGGCAGCGUACAGUAGGGACACACACAAAUACACUCGGGCAAUAAGCAGUUGAGAGUUAUAACGUGAGACAAUCGAGAAUUACCAUCUAGGUUGGCGACUUUUUUUUUUUUUUUUAUAACAUUUUGAUAAUUAAAUCUGGGAAAAAAAAGGCUGCAAAUACAAUUUUGCCCGUGUGCGUGCAUAAGCUCGUGUCUGGUACAUUUCAAGUGUAAAAUACAAACAUGUCCUGGACCUUUAAGGUUCUUUGCAAUACCUUAUUAGCUGGAUUAGCAAAAAACAUUAAGUGUUAGAGUAGAGAUGAUACAGUUACUCAUCGUGCUUAUGAUAAUCAUACCAGUGAUAUUAGCAGGAGGGAGAAGACUGACAGAGACAGUUUCCUUUAUUUUGUUACAUCAGCUUUUUCUCGUGGCUCUUUUUAACUCGGAUCUUUCGGUGCCUUGAGUUCAAGCAGCAAAACUGACGUGUCGUUAGACAAGACAAGUCAAAAUGGUCAUAGGUGUUAUCACAUGCAUUUUUUUAAACAGCCGUAUUAACGUUUUAGUCGACAAAUGGGUAGUUUACGAUGUCACUGGGAGUCCAGGUUUAGUAUUUGUGUAAAUUUCUUCCGGUGCGUAUUUGCUCUGAGAAUUUUAUUUUUCAUAAGGUGUUUAAGUAGAGUCAAAGAGAGCCUCCGUGCUCGGCCUGCAGCUGCAUGUGAGACCAAGCUGUUUCAUGCAGCUCGUGUCGGAGGCUCAAGCUGUUUUGUAUGAAAUGUCAUGCCUUUUUUCUUUUGUACAUUCAGUUGUCUAAUUUAUUCUCAAGGUUUCUUUUUUGAGUGUUACACAGUAAAAAGUUUGUGCUUUGACUUUUUUUUUUUAGUGGGGGGGGGGUGACUUUUGCUUUUUUUCUACUUGAUGACUAGUUUUUUGGAUGAUCUCCAACAGUAAAAAAAAAAAAAAAAGUCAGGUUUUAACAUAUAUGCUAGUUUUUAGUCCUUGUUCACAUAAAUGCUGUUGAACAUUUCCCCAGGAAUAUAGUUUUCCUCUCAAAUGUUUUGUUUUAUACAGCUCCAUUUGCAUGUUCAGUUACCUUGUUUGGUUUGCUGGAUCCACACGUGAUUUUUUUAUUCGUACACUAUUCACUGAAUUGUUUCUGCUGUACAGUAGAGUGUGUUUUUACAUAAUAUCUGACUUGUAAAAGCCUACCGAGCGGUCUUCUGUCAUUAUUCUGUGCAAAAAACAAAUCUGCCAGGCAGCUGUGGAUAGAAAACUAUUUUUAUCUGAUGCUGGAGUUUCUUUCUUCUGCUGUCCAUAGAGCCUCGGUGUCUGUAUACAUCAAACAAAUCUGUGUGACACAUGCAUUGUACCGCCUCAGAUGAACCUGUACAGGCUUCAAGAAAUGCUGUGUGUUUUGAUUUCAUUCAACUGUAUUCAUCAGGACCUGAACAAGACAAUAUUUUCAACAAUGUGGCAGUUUUUUUUUUAUUAUUAUUGAAUGUAAAUGAAUGUCACCAUCCUCAACAAAAAAUAAAUCUUUGUCCUUUGGUUUAAAACACA